Messenger RNA from Stegostoma tigrinum, 5034 nucleotides. RefSeq names its product ring finger protein 169 (gene rnf169). Gene Ontology annotation, cellular component: site of double-strand break; nucleus. Gene Ontology annotation, molecular function: nucleosome binding; ubiquitin-protein transferase activity. Gene Ontology annotation, biological process: double-strand break repair. Lineage: Eukaryota; Metazoa; Chordata; Chondrichthyes; Orectolobiformes; Stegostomatidae. The record is from RefSeq and is a predicted model, not a curated record.
AUGGCGGCCCGGAGCGGGAGUGGGGAGCGGACCCGGAGGCGGCCUGGGGCCCGGCUCCAGGUUCAAUCCCAAACCGGCGACGGUGGCUUGUGCCGGGGCUGCCUGAGCCGUACGUUGCCCGAGGCCGGGAUAGGCCUGAGCCUCGGCCUCGCCUGCCCGCUGUGCCGCCGUCGCUGCCGUGCCGCUCAGGCAGCUGGAGCCGUGUCCCCCGCCGCUGGGGCCGGGCCGCUCUGGCAGCAGCAGCCGAGCCGUCGGAGGAAGCAGCAGCCGGGACGGAGAAGGAGGAGGAGGAGACUGGGCGAGGAAGCGGAGGAGGAUACAGCGGCGGCGGGGCCUGAUCCCGAGCCAGUGUUCCGUGCUCCUCUGGUGCUGAGUAAAGCAGGUGAUGUCCGGGAAGAGCUUGAGAACCAACUCCGACAGUACGAGCCAGAGAAGGGGAGCUUGAAGGAAGAUGAUGAGUCGGUCACGGCGGAAAUAAUUCAGAUUAUUCUGGCUGAGGGGGAACACGAGAAGCAACAAAUGGAAAAAAAGAAAACAAUCAUGGAGCAGGUGAAGAGGGAUGAGGAGCUGGCAAGAAAAUGGGGUCAAGAUUUUGCUACUGACAACAUGUCUGAUUCAGAGAAUGAGGAGCCAGUGAAACAUAUGACUACGCGGCAAUGGGGUUUAGCAGCCAACAACAAGCUGAGUGCCAGUUCAUCUGGUCGAUUUGCAAGUGUGCUGAGCAUCGAGGAGGAGAAUCGAAGUUGGAGCACACCAGUAGAAAACAACCAGACCCGAAGAGGGACACCUCGCAGUGACAGCAGAACCAAGACAGCUUUGGUUUCUGCAGGUUCCCUCAUUACCAACAAUGUUAUCAACGUUCUGUCAUCCUCUGAAAACAGUCGCUCCAACUCUGCCCCAAACCUGAGCUCGGAAAAACGCUCUGCAAAUGACCCAGUGCCAUCAUGCCCAGCCAAGAGGGAGCGGUCAGCCAGCCCCGACAGCAAUGACAGUAUCUCCGGGGAAUUCAAUCACUUCAAGCCCAUCAGCUGUUCACCCUGCACCCCUCCGAAGAAGCUGCCAGAUGGCAGGGUCAUGAAACCCAAGAUUGUCAAAUCGACACCCCGAAACCUCGGCUGUGGUUUCUACAAGCCAGCUGCCGCCACCACCACUUAUGACGUGAACCCCAAUCUCCUACAGAAGUGGGGCCAGAUUCUGCAGGAGCGCCAUGAAGAGAUGGUAGCCUCCAAGGGCACCCUGAUUUCGGAGGAUGAGGGUGAGGAUGCUGCUGGCAGGCUGGGGGAAUGGAGCGAGAUUGUUGGGAUGGAAUUAUCUUCAGCUUCGUGCUCCCCUGGCCUUCAUAAGGUUGAAUGCUUAGAUUUGCAAAACUCUGCCGGCUGCAUGGACUGCUCAGAGUCUGGCACAAUGCCAGAAACCUACCAGGUGGUUUCUGAGGGUCGGAGCAGCCACGUGGAGCUGAUCCCAACCCAACAAGCCACUGUGGAGCAGGGCAAUGGAUCUCUGCACAAUAUCAGCACGUCAUCUUCUAGCCACAUGGGGGCGAAGCAAAGCAGCGGACCCAUCAGUGGCAGCAGCAGCAGAUCAAAACAUUCAUCCUCCCAUGGCAAGAAGAGGCGCCACAAGACCAAGCACACAGCGGAGUCAAGGACCAAACGGGCAAAGUGGAACAUCAACAAUGGUGACAUGAUGUCUGCCAGCAGCCUGGAUCAUAACCAACAGGAAGAGGAAGACAGAAGGCUAACAGCCAGGCUCCAGCGACGGCUUGAUGCUGAGCGGACCGCAGUUAACCGACAGAAAGGCAGCGAGGAUGGUUACCCGCUGCGGACAAAGACCAACUGUAAAACAAAGUAGCUCUGGGAUGGUUAUCAUCCCCUCUCAGCUCUGCUCUGCCCAGGGAUCUCUACCUGUUGCUUCCAGUCUGUGUGAUGUGCGGCCCAUACAGGAAUAAUACAGUCCUUCACUUCAUGCUGGCUUUUUUUUGGUCUUGAUCCUUUGCCGGUGCAGAAUUGCUGACUUUAAUUUCACUAUCUGAGAUCCCCCUUCUCCCUGAGCCCCAGAGAAAUUUAAUCCAUCAGCCAGUGGUUGGAUGUAGCCUUAAUGCUUCCUUUUUAUCACAAGAGCUGUAUGCAGUUAUUGACAAUCCGUGUUUGUGAUUCCUUCUUUCUGGGCCAGCUCCUGAUGUGCUGCAGAAAUAGCUGAUCAGGGCCUUUACUGAGGUUCUGUAUGAAGCAGAUAAUCAUCAUGCUCACCCCCUCUGAUCCUGGGCCGUGUUGGAUCCACAUUGUUGUGAGUGAAUGUGUUGCAAGGAGCCUAGAUUAAUUCCCAUUUCAGGUUUCGUAUGUGCAAGUUAGCUUGUCUUAAUCUUUUUUUUUAUUGAAAGGGGAAUCAUUUCUCAGGUUGGAAGAGGGAUGAUAGCAAGAAAAUUUCUCUUCUUCCCUUAUUAGUGCUUUCCCCUUAGUGUUUCAUCUCUGUCAGUGCAUGUGCCUGAUUUGAGCAAUGUAUCAGAGUUGCUCUGGGUCCCCUCUGUCCAUUCGUUGAUGUGCAUCCUUCCACCAACCAGCAACUUGUGCCAGGCUUUUGUAUCCAUGUCCUGCCUUUCUCCCACAGACACCUGACAUGCUUCUGUGUCCCAAAGCAGAGGAAUUUUUUUUAUUCACCUAGUUUCACUGGAGCUGAUGAACAGAUGAAAUUGACAGUCAGGGAAAUGACUGCCAAGACCAUCAGAAGUCUGCCAUAUAUUGCAUGAUGACCACAGGAAAGAGGUUUAGCAUUUUCCACCCCAACUUCCAUCGCUGUUCCCAACCCGAGAGAAAGGUGUCAGAUGAUGUAGCGCGUGAACAGCAUUUUCCACUAACUCGCUCCUAAUAGGUGGCUGGGGCUAUACCAGGGCUGAAACGUAACUGGAGGUUAGGGUAAGCCAGCAUCCCGAACUCCCGUCUAAUCCUAAUGCCUCCACUGAAAGUUGUUAAAUCACCAUUUUGAGUAAAGAAUUUAUUUUCUUAAUUUUGUUGUAAAUUUUGUACCUUCAGAAAUUCCUUUCAGCCAGCUGAUAAUUCUUGGCUUUUUCCAGCUCACUUUAUCUGUGCUGUGUAAUAUUUCAGCCUAAUCAAUACUUGCCAUGCUUAUGGAAAGCCAUCAGCAUUCUUUGUUGUUUUUGAAAGUGUUGCGACUUAUUAAACUUGCAGAUAAAGAAACCUGACACGCAUGUGCAUGCACACACACAUGUACGUGUACAUAUAUACAUGUUGAGCUGUCACCACUGUUGAACACUUAGCUUCUUUUGGGCAGUAGAUACUUAGAUGCAGAGCUCAACUUCCUGUGAUCUGGCCUCCUAACUUGCAAUCCAGUACCCAGACUAGCCGAAAUGUCAACUUGCCUGCACCUCUGCUGCCUGGCCUGCUGUUCCUCCACCUCCACACUCUGUUGUCUCUGACUCCAGCAUCUGCAGUUAUUGCUAUCUCUAGUUAUUGUCCCCAUCUUGUCUGUGAAAUAGGAGGGUCAGAUUUCACUGAAAGCAGGUCGUCUUGGUUGGGGCUAUGAAGAAAGGGAGCCUUUUCCCUUGUUGCACCUGCCUUAAAGAGACUGCUUACUCCAUCUCCCUGAUGCAGGUAUGGUGUGCAAGGUUUUGCAGCAUCUGUUAUCACUAUUCCACCUUGCUUUCAUACUCGAGCAUUGUGCUGUUGUGUGAAAUUGGAGCUUUUAAAGAAAAGAAUAUUGGUUUUGACACUUUGGCAAUCAAACAGUUUCAAGAGCUCCCCAACUUUUACUGACCCUUUCCUCCUUCUGUUGCAGAAUGUGGGUUAUUGUAGAAUAGGAACUAAACAAGGAACAACUUGGAAAUCACAAAUUGUUACUGUGCAGAGGGAAGGGUAAAAGUUUAGUCCAUCGCGUCUACACUGACUCUCUCAGCAUUUUGACUUAGUGCCAACCUCCUGCAUGUUUCCUCUAAACCUGCAUUAUUUACAUGGAAACAAUCACCCACUAUCUCCUUGAAUGUCUUGGUUGAAGCAGCCUCUUCCAAGCAGUGCAUUCCAGAACCUAUAAGUGCUCAAAGAGUCAACUGUUGUCAUUCUUGGUUCCAGCAGCUAGUUGGAGAGACUAAAUGGCCAGUGCCUUCUGUGGGGAAGUGUAUGAUCACUCACUGCUGUGUUGCACCUGUAUCAAUUCUCUGGGGAAAAACAUAGUAGGAGCAAGAGUUCAGAAAGAGAACCUAGAAGGAACCAGAUCAACUGGGUGGUAGAAUCCAUGACUUAUUCUGUAGAAUUACAUCGACUUCACAGAACAGAGACCAGCAGGUUUAUGGCUCACGUAAGCUGCCUUCCGCCCUACUUUACCCUUUCCCUGCCUGCCUCUUGGAUACAAGUCUUGUUUACAGCCAAAUUGUUGUAUUGUGACAGGCCUAUUUAAAUGCAGUAAAUCUGAGUUUCGGAUUUCUUGUACUGGUUCCUAUACUGGUUUGGAAAUUACAAACAAGGGCUAAAUAUUUUUGUAAUCAUGUGGAAAAUAUGAAGACAUUUUCUAUAUGAAAAGAGUAUUGGAUUAAUGAAAGAAAAUGGACAUUUUGUUAAUAUACUUUAUACUAAACCCAGUAAAGCACUUAGGCUCAUCCUAACUUGUUUUAAAUUCUUUCACUGAGAAAUAUUUGUCAAAGAGAUAUAUAUUAAGGAUUUGAGUUUGUGGACAAGUAAUUUUCAGGAAAGCAGAAUGCACUCACAUAACCAAUAUUUGUACAGAUUGAACUUACCAUGCCUCGCCUUAAUAGACAUGAGUGCCAAAAGGAGUUGGAUUGAGGAGUGUGUUGGUGUGUGUGUGUGUUUGUUGGUGUGUGUGUGUGUAUGUGUAUGUGUAUAUGUAGAAAAAGACUGUCCAUAUUAUCUUGUUUUGUUUUUUUCGUGUUUGUCUCCAUUGUUCUAUGGCAAAUAAAUGAAAGUUCUGUCAUCUUCCCCAAUGGGUUACACAAGUUGGAGAUUAAUUAGUACUGCUGAGGAUUGUUACCUCUGUGGUAAAACACUGUGUUGGGGAAGCAUCUGUGUC